Molecule: messenger RNA, 1233 nt
Organism: Aspergillus bombycis
Lineage: Eukaryota; Fungi; Ascomycota; Eurotiomycetes; Eurotiales; Aspergillaceae
Exons: 4
Coding region: 1-1233 (410 amino acids)
Source: RefSeq, a predicted model, not a curated record
AUGUUUCGGUUCAGGCGAUUACUUCCAAACCCUACAUUUCUCUUUCGAAUUAGCCCACCAUUGUCUCAGACCUCGAAUCUCAACAAUGUGCGCCAUGUCAAAUUCAAGCGGCCGUGGAUUAGGAAAUUUUUUACCACGUUUUUUAUUUAUGGUGCCGCAUUUCAUUUGUGGAGUUCAUUUGUUCUCCUUCAGUUUGAUAAUACGCUAGACGAUUCCGAUGCCACACAGGAAGCACUUCCUGGGAAGGCGGGUGUGGGCGAAAAUCGAAAAGAUGAGACCGAGGGGCGCCUCAAGAACCCUGCGAGCGGAACAAUAGAUUCUGAUCCUGUUUUCAUACCAUUGGGCUGGCCACGAUUACACAAAGGUGAACUAUAUGCAGCAUCGGACCCGGAGUGGCAAGAGUUUGUCAAGACGUCGCGGGACCGAGAAAAGCUUCAAUAUCUCAGAGAUGAGCUGGCAUCCAUUGUUCAGAAAGAUGCCUCCCAGUCUGAAGUACUAUCGCGCGUGCUAGGGGGUCCCCUUCGCGUAACAGGGUUCUGGCUAGUGCAUCAUUUUCCAUCUCGCGCUCCUCCUGAUUAUGGGCGCUCAGGGCUAGAAUUCACCGACGGUGGCAUAUCGUGGGUAUCAAAACCUAUGUCUCUGGAGGAUGGCGACCGUCUUCGGAGGUGUGUACAGCCUUUAUCUGUGGCACUUGCCAUAAAGGAUGCCUAUAUGAUCUUGGUGAAAAGACAACUUUCCCGGCUUAAUAUUACAGGUUUAGAGCAGGAACAAGCCCCAGGUACUUCAAGCCUACCGUCCCAUAAGACGCUAUCGUCCGAGCUUCAACCCCUGGACGGAUUGCACCCCAUGCAUCAGUCUGAAACACAGUCGACCUCACCUACUGGUUCUCAGGAGGGCACCUUGCGAGACAAAGGUGGCGCCGACCUUCAUCAUUCUCUAGUUAUCUCGACACUGCAACGAUUGCCUUUACCAAAGUUUGGUCCCGGGUCUGAUCUGUACGCAGCAUCGUUAGCUUUUAAGAUGCGGCUGAAGGACUGUUGGGCCCAAGAACUACACCGUCCUCGGCGUGGCGCGUUCUAUUUUAUCGGUCCUGUCGGCUUGAAAGGCCCCAGAGGGUUUUGCAGGGUUGAAGUGAAAGGUGAAUACGAUCCAGCAACGGCCAGUUGGUCUUUGGUUUCGAUGCAGCUUAAGGAUGUGAGCAUAUUCAACCAAACAGCGCUUGGUGGCCCUUAA